Molecule: messenger RNA, 1372 nt
Organism: Erinaceus europaeus (western European hedgehog)
Lineage: Eukaryota; Metazoa; Chordata; Mammalia; Eulipotyphla; Erinaceidae
Gene: TNFAIP6
Product: TNF alpha induced protein 6
Exons: 6
Coding region: 80-913 (277 amino acids)
Biological process (GO): negative regulation of inflammatory response; cell adhesion
Molecular function (GO): hyaluronic acid binding
Source: RefSeq, a predicted model, not a curated record
CAGUCACAUUUCAACCACUGCCCUGAGAAUCCAUAUGAGCAGCCCCUAAGAGUGGCUGUUCCUUCUCUACAGCUGGGAAAUGAUCCUCUUAGUUUACUUAUUUCUCCUGCUGUGGGAAGAGGCUCGCGGAUGGGGAGUCAAGGAUGGAAUUUUUCACAACUCUAUAUGGCUGGAAAGAGCUGCAGGCGUGUACCACAGAGAAGCACGGGCUGGCAAAUAUAAGCUCACCUACAUGGAGGCCAAGGUGGUGUGUCAGUUCGAGGGCGGCCGGCUAGCCACCUACAAGCAGCUAGAGGCAGCCAGAAAAAUAGGAUUUCAUGUCUGCGCUGCUGGGUGGAUGGCCAAGGGAAGAGUUGGCUACCCCAUUGUGAAGCCAGGCCCUCACUGUGGAUUUGGAAAAGUUGGCAUCAUUGACUAUGGUGUCCGUCUUAAUAAGAGUGAAAGAUGGGAUGCCUACUGCUACAACCCGCACGCAAAGGAAUGUGGUGGUGUGUUUACGGAGUCAAAGCGAAUAUUUAAAUCUCCAGGCUUCCCAAAUGAAUAUGACGAUAACCAAAUCUGCUAUUGGCACAUCAGGCUCAGUUAUGGCCAGCGCAUUCACCUGAGUUUUUUGGAGUUUGACCUCGAAGAUGACACCGCAUGUCUGGCUGACUACGUUGAAAUAUAUGACAGUUAUGAUGAUGUCCAUGGCUUCGUGGGAAGAUACUGUGGAGAUGAACUUCCAGAAGACAUCAUUAGUACAGGAAAUGUUAUGACCUUGAAGUUUUUGAGUGACGCUUCUGUGACAGCAGGAGGCUUCCUGAUCAAAUACGUGGCAGUGGACCCUCUAGAUAAUCCCAGUCAUGGAAAAAAUGCAACUGCUACUUCUACUGGAAAUAAAGACAUUUUAGCUGGAAGAUUUAGCCAUAUAUAAAACAAACAGGAUUUUCAUUGUCAAUAUUUGUUCCUUCUGGAAACCUUUUUUCUUCAAUUUUGUAAUAAUAAUAUUAAUAUUAACAUCUAUUUAUUAUUUUUAAUGUGAAAGAAACACUUGAUAGUCUAGGGGAAAAUUGGAAAAUACAGACACAUUUCAAAAGAAUUAAGCUCUCUCAUAACUCAACUACAUAUAAAUAACAAGUGUUAACACUGAUUUUUUUUUUUUUUGUCUUCCUCCAACACCGAUAUUUUCCUGUUCUUUUAUGAUUUGUGGUUCAUGCAUAGUAUAUCCUGAUGUUUUGUAUUUGCAAAUUUGGAGUCCUAUGUAUAGGGUUUUUUUUUUCUUCUUCUAUGUACAGUUUUAUGCCUUCUUUUUUACAUUAAAGUGUGUGGCUUAAUCAUUUUUUCAUAUCACUGAAUAUUUACAAAACAUGAUUUUGGAAGAUUGUAUAAAGUA